CCGAUCAAAAAAACCGCGGUAAAGUGGUGAUAACAUUCUUCGAGAGAUUUCUUCAACAUUUUAUUCAACAAAAGACAAAAUUUUGAUUUCCUUUUACAAAAUAUUGAUUUUUUGUGGUUAAAAAUUUAUAUUGCAAUUUCAGUGUAACUUUUACAUUUAAACGUAUUUAGAAUGGAGGAGCUUAUGGCCCAGGUGAAUGAGUUGAAAUUGGCCGUGGACAUAAUGGAUGGAUACAGGGAUCCUUCGACAACAGCAAAUCUGUUAAAUCUCACCAAAAAAAUAGACAACAUGAAGAUGCUCAUAACAAAAUACAAAUCAGUGUUGAAUGACGCGGUAAAGAAACUCGAAGAAGAUAAAAUAGUAGUGCAUAAGCUCGACGAAUUGGAUAAAAGGAUGGAGUAUGUGAUCAAUACAUUUCCAAAGGAACUACUCACCCAGGAGGUCAAUUAUCCUCAACAGGAAUCAAAAUAUGAUUACAUGAAUCAGCAGCUACUCAGCUUGUCGCCUAUUAAUCCAUUGGAACAAACUGACAUGUCACAGAAGGAGAAUAUGAGAAUGUUUGAUACUGGAGUAUCAAAACCACCUGAAAAUAAAUUGGUAUUGACUUGCUUAGAAAAGUCGAAUAUACCGACACCUGAACCGAGAAGGGACCUUGAGGCUUCUGUUAAUUAUGUCACAAACCAUGAAUUUAGCCAAGUUCCACAGUAUAUGAAAGGUCGAUUGAAAUUGUCGGAUAUCAACAGAUUUAUCGACAUUUACAAUAACGUUUUGAACAAGAAAAAUGCACUUUUAACCAAACCUAAAAAAAUGGUGAAAACCAAGCAAGAAAUGGAGCAGUGUGCAAUAUGGAAGCAACAAAUGAGUAACACACUAACAGAUAAUUACUUUUGCACGUUGAAAGACUUUGACACACAAGGGAAAAUCAAACUUGGUAAAAAAGAUUUUUCGAUCUUAACAAUACUGAGGCAUUUGAAGAGAAUCAGGGAAGUUAGAGAAAAAAGUGUAACAUUUUAUGCAGCUUGUUUCUAAUUUCUUCUUUAUUGUACAUAUUAUUCUAUAACAAAAAAAGGUGUAAAUAAAGUUUAUAUUUAACAGUA
Molecule: messenger RNA, 1097 nt
Organism: Cimex lectularius (bed bug)
Lineage: Eukaryota; Metazoa; Arthropoda; Insecta; Hemiptera; Cimicidae
Product: spindle and kinetochore-associated protein 1-like
Exons: 6
Coding region: 172-1029 (285 amino acids)
Biological process (GO): mitotic cell cycle; chromosome segregation; regulation of microtubule polymerization or depolymerization
Cellular component (GO): mitotic spindle; outer kinetochore; spindle microtubule
Molecular function (GO): microtubule binding
Source: RefSeq, a predicted model, not a curated record